This is a messenger RNA of Ailuropoda melanoleuca (giant panda), 2949 nucleotides long. Its product is annotated as cadherin-1. Gene Ontology annotation, cellular component: membrane; catenin complex; flotillin complex. The record is from RefSeq and is a predicted model, not a curated record. Gene Ontology annotation, biological process: purine nucleobase metabolic process; cell-cell junction assembly; adherens junction organization. Gene Ontology annotation, molecular function: calcium ion binding; cadherin binding; hydroxyisourate hydrolase activity. NCBI's taxonomy places the organism in Eukaryota, Metazoa, Chordata, Mammalia, Carnivora, Ursidae.
UCAGGGAAAAUAUAAAGAAUCUGGGAAACGGAAGCAUGAACAGCAGAGGAGGUCAUGUUAUGGAUCCACACUCUGGGUUCCAGGGCAGGGAAGGGCUCCACUCCGAGAUGAAAAAGGACAGAUCAAGAACUGCAAAGACUUGGGUGGAGCGGGGCAGGGCAGGGGGUGUUCAAGCAACAGAGACUGUCUCAGGCUUGCUCAAGAGAGUUGGGACUGGGGACAGCUACAGGUGGAAAGAAUCCUACAAAGAGGGGCCAACAAGGGCCAUAAAGCAAGAAGGUCCUUCCGAGCACCAGGAAGUCCAGGGAUCAUGGGUCGCCACCCGUCAGAUGACGCCUGCUGGUUGCCUCACUUCUGGCUCUAUGUCCUGUCUGCGUUUGCUGGUUUCUACAUCUAACUGGUGCCUGGAUAGACCCUCCUCCACUGAGUGGCCAUUCUUAUUUCAUAGCUUUCUCUACACCCCCUUUCUGCAUCCCCUUCCAUUUCUCCCUGAUGAACUCCCUACAUAUUUCCCAAUUUCUGGUCCUGCAAACAAGAACCGGACUGAUUAUUCUUGAUUCAGGGGACACUCUGGUUUCAAUUGGCUCUUACUUAUUCCACUGAGGAGUUACCAGACCUCCAGACACGACUGUAUGGUGAUGGCACCCUAGGCAACACUGACAGGCCCAUGUGCCCACAGCUUCCAAUCUGAUAUUUUGGGAAUGGAUGUUGAGGUCCUCAUUCUCUGGGACUGAAGAUAAAUGAAACCAAAAAUCACAGGGUAUUUCAUGUGAAAGGACAUUGUGAUGGAUGCUUUCUUCUCCCUCCUGGCCCACCACCAGCAGCCACUAAUGCUUUCUUCUUCCUCUUUUUCUCUUUCUUCUCUAUCUCCGUGCUGCCUUUGGCCCUCUGACAAACCAUGGAUCAGCAACCAGCACCAGCUGUCCUCUCGUCACCCACGUGAGGCACACAUGUGCUUCAGGAUAUCUCAGUAGACCCAACCCCAGAGGCCUGGUUGGAGCAACCAGGACGCACUGCCCCCACCCAACUUUGCCCGCCCCCUCACACUUCUUCUCUCCAUCUGGCUUGUGUGCUUGGCUCCAGCUCCUGAUGUGAGGCCAGUGUCCAGACAGGAAGGACUCCCCUGACAAUGCCAGGGGAGGACGAAGGACAGAGAGGCCUGAGAACAGAACAGCUGGAAAGAUGAGAUAUGAAACAGCCACCUCACCCUCCCCUUGAGGGCAUGAUAGAAUUUCAGCACCCAUGUCAAUGAGGGACAAGGAUCCCAUACUGACGGCCAUGUCAGAAGAUUCCCAAAAGAGAAAAAAGAGGGAGAGGCAAACCAGGAACCAGAUUCUUCACUCUAGAGAACACACUGCUGGUCACCAGUGGGGAGGGAGGUGGGGGAGGGGGGAAACAGGUGAGGAGGAUGAGAAGAGCACGUGUCCUGAUGAGCCCCAUUUGAGGAACAUCUGUGAUGAUCACGAGAACACCUACAACGCAGACAUCGCCUACACCAUCCUCAGUCAGGACCCCUCGGUACCUCAAUCCAACAUGUUCGCCAUCAACCGGGACUCGGGAGUCAUCUCUGUGCUCGCUCCUGGGCUGGACCAACAGAGCACCCCUGCGUACACCCUGACGGUCCAAGCUGCCGACCUUGGAGGCGAAGGCUUACGCACGACUGCAACAGUUGUGAUCACAGUCACCCAGAGCAACCCCAACCCUCCCAUCUUCAGCCCCACCUGGUACGUGGGCCGGGUGUUUGAGAACAAGGUGGAUGCAGGGAUAGUAAGGCUGAAGGUGAAGGACGCAGACGUCCCUGGCUCCCCCGCAUGGAAGGCUGUGUUCUCCAUCCUGAAUGACAGAGCGGGGCUCUUCACUGUCACCACGGACCGCGAGACCAAUGACGGCCUUCUGAAAACAGCCAAGUUGGGUGGUUUGGAUUUUGAGACCACACAGCAAUACACCCUCUACGUGACAGUGGCGAAUGCGGUGCCCUUGGCGUCUCUCCCCACGUCCACAGCCACCGUCACCGUGGAUGUAAUGGACGUGAAUGAGCCCGUCUUCGUACCCCCGAUAAAGAUGGUGGAAGUGCCCAAGGAUGUUGGUGUGGGCCAGGAAAUAACAUCAUAGAGGGCCCAGGACCCAGACAGCCUCCAGUGUCAGAAAAUCAGGUACCAGAUAUGGCACGACCCAAGCCAUCGGCUGGACAUCAACUCAGAAACAGGCGUCAUUUCCACUCGAGCCAGUCUGCACAGGGAUGACAUGAAGAACCACACAUUUUCAGCGGUUGUCAUAGCUACAGAUGAUGGGCAACCACCUGCCACGGGCAGCGGGACCCUUGUCCUCACUUUGUCUGACACAGACUGCCCAACAGUGGACUCACAGUGCCUUUCCACCUGCCAGAGGGGACCAGAGCUCCCAGCUGGCAGAGGCAUGGAGUCGACCAGCAGCCCACUGACCACACACGUGCUGGACACUGCCUCGGGGCUUCCAGCCCAGGGCCUCUGCCUCUGUCUGUCCAGGCUGGAGGACCACGGCCAACAGUGGAUGGAGUUGAGGAAAAGCUACACCGACUCAGACGGCCGCUGCCCAGGGCUCCUGCCACCAGGCCCGGUGAAGGCAGGCACCUACAAGCUGUCCUUUGACACCGAGGGCUACUGGAAGAAGAGGGGGCAGGAGAGCUUCUACCCAUACGUGGAGGUUGUUUUCACCAUCACCGAUGAGACCCGCAGGUUCCACGUGCCCCUGCUGCUGAGCCCAUGGUCCUACACCACGUAUCGAGGGAGCUAGUGGCCAAGCCGUCGCCUCUGGCCAGCUGCUGGCCUCGAAGCAUCGAUCCACAGCUCACUGAGGCGCCAAGAGAGGGCACCGGGCCACACUCCCUCUGUGGGAGGUUCCGGCACUCUAUCUCCAGGGACAGCUGAGUCUCGGGCAUCAAUAAAGUCGAUGCUGGCAUCUGGAAGGCCA